Molecule: messenger RNA, 2331 nt
Organism: Leguminivora glycinivorella
Lineage: Eukaryota; Metazoa; Arthropoda; Insecta; Lepidoptera; Tortricidae
Gene: run
Product: segmentation protein Runt-like
Exons: 3
Coding region: 584-1807 (407 amino acids)
Biological process (GO): regulation of DNA-templated transcription
Cellular component (GO): nucleus
Molecular function (GO): ATP binding; DNA-binding transcription factor activity, RNA polymerase II-specific; RNA polymerase II cis-regulatory region sequence-specific DNA binding
Source: RefSeq, a predicted model, not a curated record
GUCACCGCGGUGCCUCAAAAAAAUCCACCCAUCCCUCUCCCACUCGACACCGGUGAGCCGCGGUGUCCCACUCCGCUGAGCAUUUUUAUAAAAACGCAGAGACCGACCGCUACUGUCCCGCUUCUACCCGCUGCGGCUCCGCGGCGCCCGCACCCUUCGUCUCCUUCCCGCUUUUUACGAGACGCAGGGGCCGCCACCCGGGUGGGGGGCGGCGACCGCGCGAACGCAAAAUAUUGACCAUCGGAAAAAGUCGCGUCGUAUCGCAGUCAUCAGUCGAAACCGAGUCCUCGCGAGCACGCGUCCCCUUCGCUGCGACUUCGGCGCGAGUCGUGAGUCUUCGGAUUGCGGUCACGGCGAUCCCACCGCCCGCUUAUUUUUCGAUCCCCGCCCGACGUCUUCCGCGCGCCCAACAAGUGGCGUAGUCGCUCACACGACGUCGCACCCGCGUGAGCAACUUUCCGGAGCGCGCGACUUUGUUCCGAAUUUGAUCGCGUGUUUGAAACUUUUUCCGAGUGUCUAUAAACUUUAGUGACGUGACGAAGGACUUCAGUGGCGUGUCUGUACGAGGGUUAAACUGGAGUCGAUGCACUUACCGCACGCGAGCCCUCCCGCAGCUAGUAUGGCGGAUGUAUACUCCCAUAUCCACGACUACUACCGGCAGAGCCACGGGGAGCUGGUGCCAACUGGAUCUCCUGCGGUUUUAUGUUCGGCGCUUCCUAACCACUGGAGGUCGAACAAGUCUCUACCGGUGGCUUUUAAAGUGGUAGCCUUGGAUGACGUUCAGGACGGGACGCUGGUGACCAUCAAGGCCGGGAAUGAUGAGAACGUGAUGGCCGAGCUGAGGAACUGCACGGCGGUGAUGAAGAACCAGGUGGCGAAGUUCAACGACCUGCGGUUCGUGGGGCGCAGCGGCCGCGGGAAGUCCUUCUCCCUGACCAUCACCAUCAGCACGUUCCCUUGCCAAGUGGCUUCUUACACUAAGGCCAUCAAAGUCACAGUUGACGGACCGAGAGAACCUAGAACUAAACAAAAUUACGGGUACGGGCACCCCGGCGCCUUCAGUCCGUUCCUCCUGAACCCAGGUUGGCUGGAUGCGGCCUACCUCAACUACGCGUGGGCGGACUACUUCAGGCCACCACAAAUGCGGGAUCAAGCCCUUGUUAAAGGUGGAACCUUGCCGCCUCCCGUCCCGCUACCGGGAGCUGAUCUGUUCCCGUUCCCUCCUGCUAUGGCUAACCUGCCGCCGGGGGCAGGAGGCCUGAUACCUCCACCCGGCGCAUUCCUGCCUGGCAAUGGACUCUUGCCUUUUGGCCCGCAUCCUGGUGAUUUGGCAUUGAAGUCGUUGCCUCCCGAGCUAACAAUAAAAAACGGAAUGAGUCCCUACGAUGCUUUGAGACAGCUUCAAAGCAACAUGUCUUCAUUGGACAAUUCUAGCGCGCGUUUGUCUCCGACAAGCAGUAGACAAAGCGGCAGCCCACGCAGCAUUAUCAAUGCCAGUCCGGAUAGAUCGAAAGCGGACUCGAAGUCUGAAGUUAAGUCAGAGGCCACAAUCUCGGAUGAGUCCGACGAAGAGCCGAUAGAGGUGGUGAAAUCUGCAUUCCAUCCUACGCGACCUGCGAACGUUGAGUUGCAAGAGAUGAAACAAGUGCAGGCAGCGGACUCGACAGUGUCAGAUCGGCCGCGUAUGCGCAACGAGCUGAAAGCACCCACGCAGCGCACCACACGCAUCGUCUCAACCAGUCCCACGUCUACUAAAAUCUCCAACGGGACGAUAUCAACGCACAAAUCCGUUUGGCGGCCAUAUUAACCGUAGUAGUCAAGUGUUAUCUUAUUUGUAGUAUCCGCUCUUCUUUGAGCCUGUUAAAAUGUGAUAAACCAAUGAGCUUGUACAUAAGGUGUAAAGAUUUAAAUUUGAUUUAUACGAGAUAUUUAUUGUUAGCGCGAUGUAAGAUUUGUGAUUUAGGAUUUCUAGCUGGUCUAGAUUAUUGUACCGUUGCAUGUAAAUAGAUAUUAUAGGUACUUUAAAUAAAUGUAAAAUACGGCUAGUAUUGCACAUGUGUUCAAGCUUGUCUACAUUAGAGUACCCAAGUAUUGUUUAUUUUUAAAUAUUUUAUUAGAUAGUACUUCAUAGCGACCUUUAAACCAUUUAGAUGUAACUAGAUGUAUUUGACGAUUUUCUUUGAAAAUGACUGAUUACUAUUAAUCUAAGAAUACAGAGACUUGUAUCAUUGUAAAUAAUGUAAGUAAAUAUUUAUUAUCUUGACAAAGUGUAGAUAUAGUCAUAAUGGUAAUUGUACCGAUUGUAAAAAUGUAUUUAGAAAAUCGAGAUAA